Molecule: messenger RNA, 228 nt
Organism: Mycena citricolor
Lineage: Eukaryota; Fungi; Basidiomycota; Agaricomycetes; Agaricales; Mycenaceae
Source: the annotation of a GenBank genome assembly
CGGUCGUCACAGCGCAUCCGACGAACUGGCGAAGCAGUCAGAGUCGAAAAGAACCAAUGUGGGAAGAGGCCGCACCGCUGCGACAGUCGUGAAGAACAAGGGAAUCGUCGUGUACCACAAUCGCGCGCUAAAUUUGAGAUGUAUCGGAACAGUAGAUACAAUUCAACGAUAACUGCCGUGACACCCGUUGUGAUCACGUAGAGAAAUAUAGGCCAAUACUGUGCCAAA